This is a messenger RNA of Penicillium arizonense, 1254 nucleotides long. RefSeq names its product type I HSP40 co-chaperone YDJ1. Gene Ontology annotation, biological process: protein refolding; response to heat. The record is from RefSeq and is a predicted model, not a curated record. The coding region runs from base 1 to 1254 and encodes 417 amino acids. Lineage: Eukaryota; Fungi; Ascomycota; Eurotiomycetes; Eurotiales; Aspergillaceae. Gene Ontology annotation, molecular function: Hsp70 protein binding; ATP binding. The transcript is spliced from 4 exons. Gene Ontology annotation, cellular component: cytosol; nucleus; cytoplasm.
AUGGUCAAGGAAACGAAGUUCUAUGACCUCUUGGGCGUUGCCCCCGGGUGUAGUGAGGCUCAGCUGAAGACUGCCUACAAGAAGGGUGCUCUCCGGUACCACCCUGACAAGAAUGCCGACAACCCCGAGGCUGCAGAGAAGUUCAAGGAACUGUCGGCCGCUUACGAGUGUCUCUCCGACCCCGAGAAGCGUCAACUGUACGACCAGCUUGGUGAGGAGGGUCUGGAGCACGGUGGUGCCGGCGGUGGCAUGAACGCCGAGGACCUGUUCUCGCAAUUCUUCGGCGGCGGCGGCGGCGGUCCCUUCGGUGGAAUGUUCGGUGGUGGUGGUAUGCGCGACCCCGGUCCCAAGAAGGCCCGCACAAUCCACCACGUGCACAAGGUCAACCUGGAGGACAUCUACAAGGGCAAGGUAUCCAAGCUUGCUCUCCAGAAGUCCGUCAUCUGUGGUGGCUGUGAUGGCCGCGGCGGUAAGGAGGGUGCCGUCAAGGAGUGCACAGGCUGCAACGGUAGCGGUAUGAAGACCAUGAUGCGCCAGAUGGGUCCCAUGAUCCAGCGCUUCCAGACCGUCUGCCCUGACUGUAACGGUGAGGGUGAGAUCGUCAAGGACAAGGACCGCUGCAAGAAGUGCAAUGGCAAGAAGACCGUUGUUGAGCGCAAGGUGCUCCACGUCCACGUCGACAAGGGUGUGCGCGAUGGCCACAAGAUCGAGUUCCGCGGUGAGGGUGACCAGAUGCCCGGUGUCAUGCCUGGUGAUGUCGUCUUCGAGAUUGAGCAGAAGCCCCACCCCCGCUUCCAGCGCAAGAAUGACGACCUGUUCUACCAGGCUGAGAUUGAUCUGCUUACCGCUCUUGCUGGCGGUGCCAUCCACAUCGAGCACCUCGAUGACCGGUGGAUGACCGUGAACAUUGCCCCUGGUGAAGUUAUCACUCCUGAUGCCAUCAAGGUCAUCCCCGGCCAGGGUAUGCCCUCGUUCCGCCACCACGACCACGGCAACCUGUACAUCAAGUUCGAUGUCAAGUUCCCCCAGAAGGACCAGCUCCAGAACCUGGACCUCCUGGAGAAGGUCCUCCCCCCUCGUCUCCAGCAGACCCAACCGCCAGCUGACGCCAUGGUCGAGGACUUUGAGCUGGAGAGUAUCGAGAGCAGCGAAGGCGAGAAGGCCCGCGCCCACGGUGCCGCCGGCGCCGGCAUGGAGGAUGAGGAUGACGACGUGCCCGGCGGUGCCGAGCGUGUGCAGUGCGCUUCGCAGUAA